AUCUUUGGAUUGGAUUUAAAAAGGAAGAAGAGAGAGGUUAUCGAAUAAAGAAGACAGUGGUUCUCACCGGGAGAGAUCGAUCAUUCCUUCGCCCAAACCACGUACACCUUCAAGGAUUCUCACUCCACUCUCUGUAAAACGGGCGGGAAAAUGGCCUUAUCGCCGGAAAACCUGACCAGAGAUCAAUGUCUGUACGUAGCUAAGUUGGCCGAGCAAGCCGAGAGAUUCGAGGAGAUGGUCACGUUCAUGAGGAAUAUUGUCCUGCGUUCAACUCCUUCCUCCGAGCUCACCGUCGAGGAGCGGAAUCUCGUCUUUAUCGCCUACAAGAAUCUCAGUGGCUCCCUACGAUCCUCCUGGCGGGCCCUCUGCAGCAUCGAGCAGAAGGAGGAGGCUCACAAGAACGACGACCUUGUUCCUCUUGUCAAGAAUUUUAGAUCCGAAAUCGAGUCCGAGCUGUCCAAGGUGGGUGAUAGUAUCUUGAAGCUGUUGCGCUCCUAUCUGAUUCCCUCCGCUUCUACCAGUGAGUCGAUGGUCUUUUAUUUGAAAAUGAAAGGAGAUUAUCAUAGGUAUAUGGCCGAGUUCAGGGUUGGGCGGGAAGGGAAGGCUGCUGCUGACGAUGCCAUGUCAGCUUACAAAGCUGCGCAGGACAUUGCUAAUGCGGAUCUAUCUACGACUCAUCCUGUAAGGUUGGGUCUGGCACUUAACUUUUCGGUAUUCCACUACGAAAUUCUCCAGCAAUCUACGAAAGCAUACGAGAUGGCUAACCAGGCUUUUGAAGAUGCAAUGUCUGAGCUGGAUACUAUGAAAGAAGAGCACUGUAAAGAAAGCACAAAUAUCAUGCAACUUUUGAAAGACAACGUUACCUACUGGACUACUGAUUCUCAGGACCUGGACGACCUCUGACAUCCAUUGUAGGGAAUGGCGGGUCCUAUUAUUCAUCUGUAGGAGGUGGACUCUGAAUGUCAUUUCUCGGUGCUUGAUUAGGAACUUCCCUUGUACGUGACACGCAAUAUGAUGUUUUCUUUCUAUUAUAGAUUUCAGACGAUAUGAUAAAUGCGCUUGAUUUCCACAAUAAUUUGAGGAGGGCAGUGUGUGGCGGUGGAGCCCUUUUAAGUGUAAUCUGACUCAAU
Messenger RNA from Prosopis cineraria, 1130 nucleotides. RefSeq names its product 14-3-3 protein 1-like. The transcript has 4 exons. Gene Ontology annotation, biological process: signal transduction. The record is from RefSeq and is a predicted model, not a curated record. The coding region runs from base 151 to 903 and encodes 250 amino acids. Gene Ontology annotation, cellular component: cytoplasm. NCBI's taxonomy places the organism in Eukaryota, Viridiplantae, Streptophyta, Magnoliopsida, Fabales, Fabaceae.